This is a messenger RNA of Mucor velutinosus, 2823 nucleotides long. RefSeq names its product erv26 superfamily protein (gene SVP26). The transcript has 4 exons. Bases 1 to 2823 code for a protein of 940 amino acids. Gene Ontology annotation, biological process: regulation of DNA-templated transcription; DNA-templated transcription. The record is from RefSeq and is a predicted model, not a curated record. Gene Ontology annotation, molecular function: zinc ion binding; DNA binding; DNA-binding transcription factor activity, RNA polymerase II-specific. Lineage: Eukaryota; Fungi; Mucoromycota; Mucoromycetes; Mucorales; Mucoraceae.
AUGGAUGACUCGAUGCCACUCACACCAGAACUACCGGAACGUAAGAACCGAUUAUCUUCUAACGGUGGGAUUAAGAGAAACAAAGUGAGCCGAGCAUGUGAUGAAUGUAGAAAAAGAAAGGUUCGAUGUGAUGGGGCUCAACCUUGUGCAAGAUGUCAAAAGUCCUCCACCGAAUGCAUCUUUUCAAAUGUGACACCAAAACGAGGACCACCAAAAAAGUACUUGGAACCGUUUGAAACUAGACUGAAAACCAUUGACAAGGUUUUGGAACAACUCGAGAUAUCGACGAACCAUGUUGAAGUUGAAAAGGGCAAUGAUUCGUGGGAUGUUAAAGAUCCAUCCGCUAUUGAAACCAACACCCAUCUGAAUGUCACUGCCGUUGGCCGUGCGCUGUACAUGCCUGAUUUGCCUGCUAGGAAUGAUCGCAUUGAGCCGCUACACAACGCAAAUGUCGAUUUCGAACCGCCUCAGCCCAGCAUCAUGGAUAAUGCAGCAUCUGUUACACUGAGAUUCGAUUUGAUUCAAUGCUAUUUCGACCGUAUUCAUCCAUCCAUGCCAUUUAUAGAUAAAUCGGCAUUUACUGAAUCGAAGCCACCGCCCAUCUUAUUGAACGCAAUCUAUGCAGUAUCGUGCAAAUUCGUACCAACGUCAUUUUCAGCAUCCUCUACGGCCCCAAAGUCCAUGGAUCCUCCAGGCUGGACCUACUACAAAAUGGCCAUGAGCCUCAUGGAUGCGUAUUUGGACGUGCCUCGACUAUCGACUAUCCAGGCACUGCUACUGCUCGUCAAGUACCAUGAACAUAUUCAUCGGCCUGGAUUCUUUUGGAGAACCAAGUUUCUACUACAACUAGCUGUCGACAUGGCAAGCAACCUUGGAUUAUCCAGCAACAUGGCCAUGGAAACAGCACAAUGCAAACGUGCCACAGAGCUUAGAAGAAGGACAUUUUGGGCUGUGUACGCAUACCAGGUGUUGAUGAGUACUGAGCAAGGUUCAGCAUUACAAUUAGCAAGCAAAGAGUGCACGGUCGACUAUCCGCACGUCCUUUCUGAUGAAACUGGCUCUGAUGCUAGCAUUGCAUCCACUUUUCAUUGGCUCGCCAAGGUGAUACACAUACAAGCUGCUGUCAUUGAAUUCAUGCGAUCAAAGUACUCUCUUGACAGCAAAUCCAGCAACCAUGAAGCAUAUGAAUUCCAACAGAUAGAAAAUACCCUCUCGGAACUAGGAGCUGGGAUACCGAGCAUGAGUGAAGGAGGACUACACGCCUCCUUUGUCCAUAUUAUAUACCAUCUCACUGUUAUUUUGCUAUACAGACCAUACGCACUGAAAGACAGACAAGCUACUUCCGUGAGCCGAUGCCUGACAUCUGCAUCAACUAUCACACAGGUUACGGAACAGAUACUCAACACGGAAGGCGCUGAAUCAUUUGCCACCGUCUUUCGUGGACAUCAGCAAAUCAUCUACUGCUUGACUGCAGCCAUCACAGUUCAACGCGCACUCAAAAGCACGGAGGCAACUGUAAACGACAUGUACGACAAGACGUAUUCAAUUCUACAAUGCAUGGCAAGCAAGUCUCCUGUAGCAGAGCUAGAAACAAGCGCUACAGAUAGCUUUUUCAAUACAGGGAAAACGGAUCAGCAUGCGAAAUCGCCCUCCAAUGCAUCGUCUGCGCGUUCAUCGCCAUUGAUUCCAUCGCUCAACUCACCGCAUAGUCCAAGUAUUCCUGCUCCCACGAUUAGAAAAAGACACUCGAGGUCGUCUCUGCAAUUUCCAGCCUCUGACAUGUCGUACGUCAUGCAAUCCAGUGCUUCUUUUGUGCCUGAAGUCGUUACUCAUCGUAUGAGACCCGCUGGUAGAUCACCGUACGCAAGCAAUCGUCUGUCGGCUCCUCUAUUGGGAUCCCUCUACCAACAAUCGCCUUACUUUUAUCAGCAACAGCUACAGCAGCAACAGCAGCAACAGCAGCAACAGCAGCAACAGCAGCAACAGCAGCAACAGCAACAGCAGCAGAUACAUCACCAAAUGCAACACCAACAGCAACAGCAGCGACUAUCUAGCUACUCUCAACCAUCUUCGCCGACAACGAGCCAAUUCAGCGGAAACACUGAUUACAAUGCGUCUGCAGUUCCAGUAACGCCUCGUCGAACUACAUCUCUGUCAAGAAAGACAGGUCUACGUCGUAGUGCUUCAUCGACUGGCGAGUUUAUUGUGCCAUCUCAAAGACCACCACGCACUUCAUCUCGGCCCUACAUCAACCCACGUCGACAUACACUGACCAACACAACGCCGCCUGACCUUUCCAAUGUCAUUGCAUUUGUCCCUCCCCAUAGUAACACAUCUAUGCUUGAUACCAACACCAACGUAACCAGUACUCCUCGAAAUCUACAUGCUAUGGCAGUUCGAAAUAACCGUUUUUCAGCUCCUGUUAUGAGCAACAAUACCCAACACCCAUAUAUGAUACCAAUCACUUCACAAGAACAACAGCAAUAUCAGUUUCAGCAGCAACAGCAGCAUCAGCAGCAUCAACUGCAAUAUCAAUAUCAACAACAAAAUCAGCAGCAGCUACAACUGCAACAACAACAGCAGCAGCAACAUCAAAUGCAAUACCAAUAUCAGCAACAACAACAACAACAACAACAACAACAGCAGCAGCAGCAACAGCAACAGCAACAGCAACAGCAACAGCAACAGCAACCAGAGAUCUAUCAUCAGCCAAUGGUAAUUGAUCAUGCCUCAUUUCCUAUGGAUCCUGUCAUCCCUGACUCGCCAAAUGAAUCCAUGAUGGGCUUAUUGAUGAAUCCUUGGGAUUUCCCUCGUGAACCAUGA